Rhagoletis pomonella (apple maggot) is the source of this 371-nucleotide messenger RNA. RefSeq lists its product as uncharacterized. NCBI's taxonomy places the organism in Eukaryota, Metazoa, Arthropoda, Insecta, Diptera, Tephritidae. The annotation marks the transcript as partial. The transcript is spliced from 4 exons. Gene Ontology annotation, biological process: negative regulation of biosynthetic process. The record is from RefSeq and is a predicted model, not a curated record.
ACAAUAGUAUAUCUGGUACAUCCAUGUAGAAUCUUAUCUGCGCUUGAGAUUUUAGGCUUUCGUGUAGUCGCCUCUUCAUCAACAGCCGUUAAACAGGACUACAACGAGUAUAUGUGGACGAUGCGAAAAGAAUUCCAUGAACCAGAGCCUCUCGAAGCAGAAUCCGUUGUACGUGAGAAUCUUUCGAAUAUAGGACGUAAAGCAGCAGGGCUAGGCAACUACCAUAAGGUCGAUUCGCCCGAAUAAGAAAGCGGUUAAAGUAAUCAAAUACAACACGCAUACAAAUCGAAAUCAGAUAUCUGGCGCCUGAUCUCCAGGGAGAAUAAUUCAAGAAGCAAGAAUUAAAACAAACAACUGUUUUCCAAAACCCC